Tripterygium wilfordii is the source of this 1333-nucleotide messenger RNA. RefSeq names its product prolyl-tRNA synthetase associated domain-containing protein 1. The record is from RefSeq and is a predicted model, not a curated record. Gene Ontology annotation, molecular function: aminoacyl-tRNA deacylase activity. NCBI's taxonomy places the organism in Eukaryota, Viridiplantae, Streptophyta, Magnoliopsida, Celastrales, Celastraceae. Bases 118 to 1086 code for a protein of 322 amino acids. The transcript has 12 exons.
CAACUAGUGUGUCACUUUGUUGUGUUUCCCUAUCGCCGUUUGUUUCAGGCUUUCUUCUUUGUUGUCGAAGUUGUCUGUCUACUGCUUCUCGCGCAGAGACGACGGCGUUCGCACCGAAUGGGCUACUCGAAAGACCAGUUGCUUGCUCGUUUAAAGGAGCUUCAAAUUGAUUUUUCCCAGUAUGAACAUCCUGUUGUUAUGACGGUCGAAGCUCAGGCAAAGUAUGUUGGAAACAUGGGAGGUGGAUUGAGUAAAAAUCUAUUCCUGAAGGACAAAAAGAAUAGGCUAUAUGUUGUUUCUGCUUUGGCAGAUACAAAAGUAGAUUUGAAAGUUUUAUCUCAGAGACUUGGUUUGGGAAAAGGAGGGGUAAGAAUGGCGCCUGAAGAAACACUUACUGAGAUACUCCAGGUUCCACUCGGUUGUGUUACUCCAUUUGCUCUGGUAAAUGAAUCAGCAAGAGAUGUGGCGUUGUUGUUGGAUCAAGGAUUUAAAAGUCAAGAGAGUUGCUUCUUCCACCCGCUAUCUAAUGAUACUUCAAUUGCUCUAAAAGCUCGUGAUCUUGACAAGUUUCUCAAAUCAGUUGGGAAAGAACCUGUUUAUGUUGACCUAGAGGCUAGUCCCGCUGUGGGGAAGGAUAAUCCUCCUGAUCUGGCUGCUUUUGUUCCGUCUGGUUCCACUGUACUGCCAGAUCCUCCUGAAAAGGCUGGUCCCAUCAAAGUUCCUGCUGAAAGUCAAGUUAUAGUGGAUAAAAAGUCUACAAAAGCAGCAGCAAAAGAAACUAAGCCAUCCAACAAUGUGAAAAAUGUUGAAAGUAAGUCAACCAACAAUGUCUGUCAGCGGAGCGCUUUCUCAGACGCUGGCCUGUUUGUGCAAGAGAUGCUGGAUAAAACAUCAGCUCUACUGCUUUCUGAAAUCACUGAGGAUGCUAUCAAGCAACACGGUGGACAGCUUGGAAUAGUGGUGGGAGAAAAUCUAAGAAAGCAUCUAAGCUCGGAGUUGACCAACGUCGCUACAAUGUUCAAGAACACAGCAUAUACAGCUGGGUUUCACGCUGGUGGUGGUCCCCGACAAUUCAACUGUCCGUGAAGCCUUUUGUAACAACAAAAAGAACACAAUUCAACUUUGUUGCUAUAGACUGUUUGGCUUUCACGGCAACACUAGUAGUUGACUUUCUGUUCCUCGGCAUGAAAAGCUCAGCUUACAGACUGUUUGUAGGCCUAUUUAUAUAUAUAUUUUACAUCUUUGAUCCCCUGGAUUUCAUGGUGCAUUCAAAUGUUAAGAGUUAUGGUAUCACAAACUUUUCUUGCAAUUUCGUCGUCGACGAUUUAAACGA